Cynoglossus semilaevis (tongue sole) is the source of this 4526-nucleotide messenger RNA. RefSeq names its product huntingtin interacting protein 1 related b (gene hip1rb). Bases 190 to 3393 code for a protein of 1067 amino acids. Gene Ontology annotation, cellular component: cortical actin cytoskeleton; clathrin-coated vesicle. The transcript is spliced from 32 exons. Gene Ontology annotation, molecular function: clathrin light chain binding; clathrin-cargo adaptor activity; phosphatidylinositol-3,4-bisphosphate binding. The record is from RefSeq and is a predicted model, not a curated record. Lineage: Eukaryota; Metazoa; Chordata; Actinopteri; Pleuronectiformes; Cynoglossidae. Gene Ontology annotation, biological process: clathrin coat assembly; actin filament organization; endocytosis.
GCUUUUCCUGCUUCCGCCCCGGCGCAGCCACAGUUGCUAGAGCCGGAGAUGACCGUGGCGUACGGUGCACUGACUCCUGUUACAAGAAAGCAAAGAAGUCACCUCUUAAAUAUCUACAUUCUCUGGUUACUUUUAAACCUCUCCAGGAGACGUAUAUAGUGCUAUAGCGGUGUUUGUCUGUGGCGGAGGAUGAACACCCUUAGCACGCGUGUAAAAAGCAGGCGGACCGAGGCGAACCUCGGAGCCGAGAGGGAUCAUUUUGACAAACAGCAGCUGAGCAGCAUCAGCAAAGCCAUCAACUCCACAGAGACGCCUGUAAAGGAGAAACAUGCCAGACGAAUCAUCCUGGGCACUCACAGAGAGAAGGGAGCCUUCACUUUCUGGUCCUACGCUCUGGGCCUCCCUCUGGCCGGGAGCUCCAUCCUCAGCUGGAAGUUCUGUCAUGUGCUGCACAAAGUCCUGAGGGAUGGCCACCGCAAUGUUUUACAAGAUUGCAUGAGACAUCACAGUACUAUGGUGGAAGUAGGAAAACUCUGGGGCAACCUCCAUGAUAGAUAUGGACAGUUGGUGGCUAUGUACUCCAAGAUGCUUUGUGUAAAAAUGGAGUUUCAUGUGAAGCAUGCGGAGAUCCCACCUAACCUGGAGGUAACAGACGAGGUCCUAGAGCGCACGGCAGGCACAGACAUUAAUAAUGUGUUCCAGCUCACGGUGGAGGUGUUUGAUUACAUGGACUUAGAGCUGAGGCUGGCUGAGACAGUGAUCCGACAGCUCAAUUCGUCCAUCGCCAUCUCCUCGCUCACUUCUGGCCAGUGUCGCUUGGCUCCUCUUAUCCAGGUUAUCCAGGACUGCAGUCCCCUCUACCACUUCACUGUCAAACUACUGUUCAAGCUGCACGCCUGUCUCCCUGCCGAUACCCUGCAAGGUCAUCGCGACCGUUUCCAUGGUCAGUUCCAAAGCCUUAAGACAUUCUUCAACAAAACCAGAGACAUGCUGUACUUCAAGAGACUGAUUCAGAUCCCCAGGCUGCCUGAUUCUCCUCCUAACUUCCUGCACGCAGCUGCGCUGGCCAAACACGUGAGGCCAGUUGUGGUCAUGGCUGAUGAAGAACCCGAACAACCAGAUGAUGAUGAUGAUGACCCAGAGCCACUCAUUGAGGUCAGCGACAUCUCCACAUCCAGCAUGGUGCAGUCCCAGCCUCAGCCUGACAUAUUUGACCGUGCAUUCGGACCACCUAAUGGAAGUUUUGAUGACAGGGAUCUUCAGAUUGAGAGCCUCAAACGUGACCUGGAUUUGUUGCGAGCAGAGCUGGAGAGAGUCAAAGCUGAGGCUCAGCGCUACAUCACACAGCUCAAGUCCCAGAUCAACAGUUUGGAGGCAGAGCUGGAGGAGCAACGGGCUCAGAAACAACGUGCUCUUGUGGAGAAUGAGCAGCUACGCAUGGAGUUGGAGGCCAUGCGCCGCAGUUACGCAGAUCAUGACAUGUUACAGAACACCUUCCUAGAAGCAGAGAAAAGAGCACAGGCCACGGAGCAGCGCUACAACAAGCUAAAGGAGAAGCACACAGAGCUGGUGGGCAGUCACGCUGAAUUAUUGCGAAAGAGUGCAGACACUGUGAAGAUGCUGUCUGCAACCCAACAGACCCAGGAGGAGGUGGAGAGGACCAAACAGCAGCUGUCUUUCGAGAUUGACCGGAUAAAACAAGACUCUGACAUGAAGCUGGAAGAGCAGAAGUUUGAGAUGGAGAGGCUAAAGCGAGAGCUGGAGGAGAAGAUGGCGGAAGUGAUGCGCAUAAAAGCAACAAUGCAGACCAGUGAGCAGUCAAAAGAGCAAAUGAACAGUUCAAUGUCAGCUCUGCAGGCUGAGAAGGAGCGUCUGAUGAGAUCUGUGAGUGAGAAAGAGGCGGAGCUGUCCUCACUGCGUCAGGCUUCGCAGCAGCACCAGUCGUCGCUUGAGCUGGAGCGUGAGAAGAGCAGCAGGGAGCUGGGAGAACUGCAGGGCAAACUGCAGGAGAAGACAAGUCAGGAGGAUAAGCUGAAGCAGAAGCUCCUGGAGGAACAGUUUGCUCUGCUGCAGGGAACCAUCACCGAAGCUGAGAAUAUCAUUCAAGAUGCUGUCGCCAAGUUAGAUGAUCCUGUGCAUGUACGCUGCACCAGCUCUCCAGAUUAUCUCAUCAGUCGUGCAGAGGCCACACUUGGCUCCAUUGACAAAGUAAAGAAAGGCCAUGGAGAUUAUUUGAAGAACAUGGGGGAUGCUGGAGGCCUGCUCAGGGCGUUGACCCAGUUCUCCCACUUGGCUGCUGAUACAAUUGUUAAUGGCAGUGCCACAGCACAUAUGGCACCUACUGACCAUGCAGACCGACUGACAGAGAACUGCAGAGGAUGUGCCACUGAGAGUCUGCAUUACCUGAGGGACCUGAAGUCCAAGACCACCCUGCAGAGGGCUGACCCAGCUGCUGUUCGCGUUAUCGUUCAAAAGAUCCUGUAUUUGGGACAGGAGCUGCGUCCUAAAGGCAUGGACGUGCGUCAGGAUGAGCUGGGUGAUCUGGUCGAUAAAGAAAUGGCUGCAACAUCUGCGGCUAUUGAGGAGGCUGUCCGCAGAAUAGAUGAAAUGAUGAAUCAGACUCGAAAGGACACAUCAGGAGUUAAGCUGGAGGUCAAUGAGAGAAUUCUGAACAGCUGCACAGACCUGAUGAAGGCCAUCCGCAUGCUGAUCAUUGCAUCCACACACCUUCAAAAGGAGAUUGUAGAGGGUGGGCGGGGUGCAGCAUCCAUUAAGGAAUUCUAUGCCAAAAACUCUCGCUGGACUCAAGGACUCAUCUCUGCUGCCAAAGCUGUGGGCUGGGGGGCAACAGAGAUGGUAGAGUCAGCUGAUAAGGUGGUGCUGCACACAGGCAAAUAUGAAGAGCUGAUUGUCUGUUCUCACGAGAUUGCUGCUAGUACAGCACAGCUGGUGGCUGCUUCCAAGGUCAAGGCUGACCGCAACAGUAAGGGGCUGACAGUCCUCCAGCAGGCGUCUCGACGUGUGAAUGAAAUGGCAGCUAACGUGGUGGCUUCAACGAGGACAGGCCAGGAGCACCUGGAGGAGAAAGAUACAAUGGACUUCUCUGGAAUGUCCCUUAUCAAGCUGAAGAAAGAAGAGAUGGAGUCACAGGUGAAGGUGCUGGAGUUGGAGAGUCAUUUGGAAAACGAGCGUCUGCGUCUAGGGGAGCUUAGGAAAAAGCACUACGAGCUGGCUGUAGUUCCACUAGAGCAGCUUUCUGAGGGGAACAGUGUCUCCACUUCCUCACCAGCUCCUCUUGCGUCUAUGUCGCCCAAACCUUCCAAACCUGCUCUGAUGAAGAAACCUGCACUGGCUCAGAAACCCAACGUCCUACCCAAAAAUCCAUUCAAAUAAAGGCCUGGGCAGAAGGAACGACUGCUGCACAAAAGUUUGUUUUGACCACAGAAACGUUUCCUUUUUUGUGAACAUGUUGACAAUCUCCACUUCCUCCUCCAGCAUUUUAAUUAUUUUCCUUUUUGCCAAAAUGGGCUUAAAGCCUGAUUUGUGAUCCCAGAAGGGAUGCAUUGUCUUAAUCCCCCUUUUAAAAAAGAAAAUAAAACAUGCAUGCCAAUCAGGCAGAACCCUUUUAUUUAGGUACAUGGCGCUAGGAACAAUAGCAUUAAUUAAUAUACUUUAAUGCUAUGUGAAGUUUUUUUGAGUGUGUUUCUGGUAUUUUUGAAAUAUAGACACUGUCUUUAGAGUUACGGCCUUAACUACCACAAUCAACAGCAUAUCUUUGACACUACUCUGUUUGGAAAUUGCCUUGGAUGAACUUUUUGCACACUAUUUUGGACGCAUGUUACAGAGCACAUUUCUUUUGUUUUUUUUCCCACUAAAUGUACACAUAAAUGUUGGUCAUUUUCUUUGUGGCGGGCGUUAAGUUUGUUAGCUUCUCACAACGUCUGCAUCCAUGCUGCUGUGGAUCUUUUGACAUACCUCUGGCUUUGCCUCUUUGAUGGACAGUGUUUCGUCUGACAUGCAAAACAGCUUCUUAUGCGCAGCAGUACAAAAAUGUGUCAGAGGCCUUGGAAUGUACUGUAUUUUUGAAGAAAGUUGUACAUUGUGAAGAGAAAACUGUUCAUGGGACGGUGUGGGUUCUGCAACUGGAAUCAAUUUAAAGCAGAUCAUUACAUAUCUCAUGAAUGUCCCUUUAUGAGAAAACUACCUGGAUGUAGUUUUAUAUUUUCUAGACUUGAGUUCUUGCAUACAAAUGAGAUGUAGGUGUCCCUCAUUAUCAAAGGCCUCUUUAGUGCUGAUUAUAAGGAUUUAGGGUAAGUUGAUGAAAGACUUUAUGUCCACUUUGCCUUUGGGUGCUUUUUUUCCAACAGGGUCUUAAAAUAUAUAUCUGUGCGUGUUCUGUCAUUUUCCUCUGUAUGAAAUGUCUUUAUACCCUCAGAUCUCUUAAUAUAUUUUAGUAAAGAUGAAGGUGGUUUCUCCCUGUAAGAAGUGUACAUGUGAAACAAAUGAACAAUAAAUGUUUGAUUUUA